Molecule: messenger RNA, 1533 nt
Organism: Menidia menidia (Atlantic silverside)
Lineage: Eukaryota; Metazoa; Chordata; Actinopteri; Atheriniformes; Atherinopsidae
Source: the annotation of a GenBank genome assembly
AUGCAGGGUGAGUACUGCACUUAUGUGCUGCAGGAGUAUAAAGAGAAGGAGGAAAGCGAGCGGCGCAGGAAGCAGGUGGCCUUCACCCUGCCAGCCUCCAUUAGUGAUUGUGGCCAUGGAAUUCCUAUUAUCAACAUCCACAUCACCCACGACGGCACCGUGGUGACGGCACGAGAAGAUGGGUUUGUGUGCUAUUUGGCACAGCAGCUGAAUGAGAUCAAAGAGGCCUGCUAUGAGGGUAAAACCAGAAAGACCCCACUGAGCUGGACUCCACAGGUCCGGGCAUCAUGUGAUCAGACAGUCUUCACGAUCUAUAAAGGUGUGAAGACCUUUGACCUCUGUCAGAAGCACAGCUUGCUGGUGACUGGAGGCAUGGACAAACUCAUCCGCCUAUGGAACCCACGUUUCUCUGGGCCGAGGCUCCACAGGCACUCCACCGUGUCACAUGACCAGCCUGUUCUCUGCUGCAGCUACAGCCAGGAGUUCCGCCAAGUUGUGAGCUGCUGUGAGGGAGCUGUAAAUGGCCAUAAGGGGGACAUCCUUUGUGUGGCGCAGUGUCCCCCAUCUUUCCUGGCCACCAGCAGCUGUGAUGGAGAGAUUAUAGUGUGGAACAUGGCUUCUCAGCGUGUGCACUGCUGGUUUAGCAGCCCUGUUGAAACUGAGCACCGGGAUCCCGAAGCAGAAUUGGAUGAAAGUGUUCCUUGCAUCCUUUUCCUGCAGAACUCCACUUUGCAGCGGUUCCCAGCUACAGCUCUAUUGUCAUCUGGUAUCAGAGGUUAUAUAAACCUCUGGGAUGUACUCGGCGGAGGAAAACUUGUGGGCAAGUUCAAAGCGUCUAAAUUCCAACAAAAGAUAGUAAAACUGGCCAGAGCUGACAACGGCAUGCUGCUGUACACAGCUGACAGAAUUGGUUACAUCUAUAUCUACGACUUGGAGAAGUUUGACCCUGAGAAAAAAAAACCCGGAGCCGAAAACUUCUGGCGUGCCCACACGAGCGCAAUUACCGGCCUGGAGACUGUUGACAGUGAUCAAGCGGUGCUCACCUCAUCCACCGACCGCACUGUGCGCCUUUGGAGUGCAAAGGGAGAAUUCAUUGGGACCUUUGGGCAGCCCGAAAUCUGGAGCGUCCAUAUUCCAUCUUCCUGGAAGCAUCCCGGUGUCCCUUAUGAAGUUCUGAUUGAUCCUCUCAGUAUGCCAGAUCGUGGCAUUCUGAAAGGAGAAUCGCAUCUUUCUGAAGCCGUAAAUCCUGACAAGACUGAGGCUGAUAGAGGGGAACUAAAGAGCCCUGAUGAAACUGUCAGGAACAUGAGCAUGUGACCAGACCACUGCGCUUUGAAAGGCUCUGACUCUGCGGAGACCUCGACCGCCGGUGAACUGCCUCAGCCCUCUCUUGCUGGUAUUGAUCCUUUCAUAAGCUUCACUUGGGAACGGGAGUCAACUGAAUAAGAUGAGACUGUAUUGAUCACCGCUGACGAACUGGGUCAUUGCAACUCUCCCUGCAAUAAAGUCAGAACAAAGAAGAAUUAAAUCGAG